AUGUCUGGUAUUUAUUUGCAGAUUGCAGCACAUGCUAAUGAAGCCCUGAGGUGGAUGGAGAUGUACAGGCUGUACCAGCAGCAGGGAGUAGUCCAAAAUCCCUUCAUUCCCUCUGCUAAUUUGCCUGCUGUCUCAGCUGGGGCCACUGUGGAUGCAGCACCAGCCCAGCCUGCUGACGUCCCUCCUCCAGCUCCCGUCCCUGUUGGAGAUGCUUCAGAGGAGGAAACAGAGGAUGGUAACCCUGCCACCAAAGCUGCAGGACGAGCCCCGCUGAACUCUGAUGAGGUAGAGGAGGCCGAGGAGGUGGAUGCAGCUGAGGCCGACCCAGCCAUGGUUGAAGCAGAGCCUUCAGCAGAGCCUUCAGCAAACCCUGCAGCGGUAGAGCCAGCUGUAGUUGACGUCCCCAUAGAUGUUGCUCCAGUUGAUGAUGCUGCUGCUGUGGAUGUACCUCCUGUUGAUGUAGUUCCUGUUGACAGUGCCCCAGCAGCCCCUGAGGUGGCCGUUGAUCCAGCUGCCCCUGCCACGGCCGAUAUACUUGCUGCUGCUGAUGUCCCAGCUGAGGUUGACGCCCGUGCCACUGAUGUCGGUGAGGCUAACAUGACAGGAGGGCCAGCAGAUCCCGCUGCACUGUAAUCUGCCUCUCAUCACCAGCAACAAUACUCCUCUGUUAGCAAAUGGAACAAAAGCUGAAAACAGCUACAGGUGAUGUAGUUAAAAGAGACUAAAAAAAUGUUUUGGGAAAAAAAUUAACACUUUGUAAAGAGAAUAACCAAAAUGUGUUUUCAGACCUAAUCUAAAAAGGGUUUUUUUGUUUGUGGUUUUUCUCUUUUUCUGUAGUUCUGUACUUGAAAGUUUAUUCUUACUCAUCAACACAUUGUAUAAAUGGUUGAGGAUUAU
Messenger RNA from Neolamprologus brichardi, 897 nucleotides. RefSeq names its product enamelin (gene enam). NCBI's taxonomy places the organism in Eukaryota, Metazoa, Chordata, Actinopteri, Cichliformes, Cichlidae. The record is from RefSeq and is a predicted model, not a curated record.